AUGAUUUCUUGUUGCCGUUAUAGUCCAUGACUCCAUGUAAGCACCAACCAAGUAAGGGGGAGCGCAUUCGGCAUUCAUUCACACUCUGUUUAUCUCCGAAUUCCGUUCUUCUUCUUCUUUCUUCUUCAACUGUCUCCGAAACUACGUCGUUUUCAGAAGAGAUCCAGCUCAACUUGGCGGUUAAACUCCACCCCGAACUAGACGGGACACAAUCACCACCACCCUAAUCCAACUCCACCAAACUCUGUUUUACUGUUCAAUCUUCUCGGAUAUCUCCGCCACCGUCUCUGCUGCCGUUGAUUUCGAGCUGCUUGUUAAGUAUGGAGAAUCCGACGGCUUUCAGAGGCGGUUAUCUCACCGGAGCUUACCAUCCUUCAUUGUCUUCUUCUUCUCGUGCCGAUGUCAAUUACAGCUGUGGUGCAUGUGGCUAUGAGCUGAACCUGAGCUCUAAGAACCGGAACACAUCUUUGAUUGGCUCUAAUAAGUAUGGGAAAUCUAUAAAGAGAGGGAUCAUUUCGUUCUUUUACAUUGAUGAGAGCAGAUUUAGUCAGGUAGAUGAACUUCAAUGUAAACCCCAUUUCUCUAGGCGUUCUUGGGGUUUGUUCAGCCGGAAAACUAAACUUCUUUGUCGCAAGUGCGGUAACCACAUAGGAAAUGCUUAUGACGAUUAUAAUUCUUCGGCUUCUUACUCACUCGUAUCGGAUGGAUCAGAUUCUUCAUCUUCAGGCCGUGAAAGUUCUAAAUGCAGAAAGUAUGAUGUUAGAAUUCGUUCGUUGCAGCCUUCAAAUUCUGAAGGAUGUGGGCCUUCAUUUUUAGAUUGACAUCCAUGAACAACACUAUUUGGUAUUUCCCUGGUGCUGAAGAAGUUUCUGCAGCAACAGCCAAAAAAUGUAUUUCUGCAACAAUCUGUGUAAGGGUGUUCUCUAUUUUGAUUGUAUCUGUUUUCCUAUUGCCCCUGUUUAGAAAUCUGUAUAUAAUAAUUUUCAAUAUUCAAAGAGUUAAAGGUGGAAUUUUGAAGUGAUUUGAAUGAUUGAGUAAAGUUUCUAUUCAAAUAACAUAGCUUCAGUGG
Messenger RNA from Argentina anserina (silverweed cinquefoil), 1069 nucleotides. RefSeq lists its product as uncharacterized. NCBI's taxonomy places the organism in Eukaryota, Viridiplantae, Streptophyta, Magnoliopsida, Rosales, Rosaceae. The record is from RefSeq and is a predicted model, not a curated record. The coding region runs from base 321 to 821 and encodes 166 amino acids. The transcript has 2 exons.